This is a messenger RNA of Paramecium pentaurelia, 2087 nucleotides long. Lineage: Eukaryota; Ciliophora; Oligohymenophorea; Peniculida; Parameciidae. The record is from the annotation of a GenBank genome assembly.
AUGAAAAUGGAGAGAGCUCUCAUUCUAAAUGGCAAACCAUUGAUUCCUCCUCCAUUGACAAUUGAAGAACAAUUAAAUGAAAGACUUGAUAGAACAGGAUAUAAGAUUGAUGAUUUAAAUAGAUUGAAUGAAAAGCCAGUUUUACAAAUAGUACAUAUUUAAUAUAUAGACUAGAUAGAUCUUGAUGGUCUUACUUCAGGUUACUUAAAUAAAAAUCCCUUAUUUUAGAUGUUGAAACAGGAAAUAAUGAAUUGGAAUGAAAAAAUAACACUUUAUAGAGCUGAACAAAUCAAAUUAUAAGAUCCAUUAGUUUCUGACAAUCUUUAUAGAUAACUUAAGAAUUCACUAUUGGAAGUGGUUAGUACAAGGAACAAAAUAUAACAAUAAGAUUUUCUAAAUAAAGUAUCUAAUUGGUUCUUUUCUUAAUUGCCAAAAUCUUAAACUGCUUCAUUGAAAUAAUCUCUACUUGAGAAAAAGGACUCUGUAAUUAAUUUAUUAAUAUUUAAGACUCUUCACUUUAUUCCUAAUACAUAUAAUGAAAAUAAGUAUGCAUCUGGAAUUGAAGACUAUGCUCUUAAAUUUCGAUCAGUUCAUCCUGAAUUUGAUCCUCCUGAAGAUAGAGUUAAAACCUAUUAAAGAAAAAACCUUUUAUCAGAUACUAGUACUCGUCCUGGUACUACUCCAGGAGUCUUAGGAAUUUCACAAUUUACUAGACCUUAAACUUCUCAAACUACCUAUAAAAUGAUUGAUUAAGUUGAAAAACUCUAAAGACCUAAAACUAAUUAAUAAUAUACACUUCCUAAAUAAUAAUAAUCUUGGAUGUAUGAUCCUAAUUUUCCAGUACUCUAAACUAAUGAUGAUUAAUAAUAAAAAUCAACCAGAAGAUAAAUUCAAAGGGAAGAAUCUCCUUUAAAAGCUGAUAAACCAACUGAUAGAGAUAAAUUAGAGUAAAUUGAAGGUAUUGAAUAAGAACAAGAAGAGGAUGAAGAUUAAUCUCCAGAUAAAUUAGAAGAAUCAAACAAAAAUUUAGCAUCUUAAUAAGAAAUAGCACCUAUAAAAAAGAUUAAAAAAAAAGGAAGAUCUGAUAAAUAUAUUAGUAUUGCUCCUACAAAUAAAACUUAUAAGACUGAUAUCGAAACAUAAAAUGCAUAUUAAAUUGGAUAAAAGAGUAGAUUAGGAGAAUUUUAAGGAACAUUUCAUAAUUAUGAUCCUACUCAAAUUGAAGAUAAAAUGGUAGCUGCUAAAUUAAAUUAAUAUUAUACUGAAUAAAGAGUUAAAGAAGUAAAAGAAUAAAGAGAAGAUAUAGAAAUGGUUUAAUCAAUGAAAGAUUGGGCAUCUAAUAAAAGUAGAAUUGAUGAAAUGGUACUUCAAUCUGAAUAUGUAUAUUUAAAUUAUAAUCUUUAUUAGUUAACAGCCAUGGGUUCACAAUAUUCUAAUGUUGGAAUCAAAAUUUCUGAUUUAUAUGAAUCUAAAAAAAUGGAUUUGGCUGAAGAAAAAGCAUAUUCUAAUUAUCUUAAAAGAUCCUCUUUACCAAAAGCAAGAAUGGUAUAGAGUGCAGUACCUAUGGCUAAGAUAGUUUAAAACACUGUCAUACCUACUUAAGUGGAGGAAGAGGCAGAAGAUUUUUAAAGCAAAUAAGCUGAUCUUGAAAAAUAAAUUAAUUCAUAAAGACUUCAAUUGUUAAAAAUGUCUAGAGGAGCUUGUUUACCAGGUGGUCUUAUAAAUAAUCCUAAUCAAGAAACUAUUUAAAGUAAUAGGAUUAUGUCUUCUAGUUGUUUUAAGAGUACUUAACCUAAGAGAUAAUUUAGUUCGAUUUUAAAAACACAUAGUAUUAAAUAAGAAUUAGACUCUUAAGUAAUAAAUAAUUCUAUUCAAUUAUUUAGAUUGGAGAAAUUAAACAAUUAAAAAAUAGAUUAGCAUCUGCUAAUAAAUUUGUUCCUAUUAAUAUUCUUUAAAAAUCUAUAUUGAUACCUUAAGGACAUUCUAAUCCUUAUAAAGUGCCUCUACCUAAGCCAGGAAUUCUCUUAGCAAACCUUCCAGUUGAUUCAAAAUAAAACAAAAGUAAAAAAAAGAAAAUAUAAAAAUGA